GUUGCACCUUGCCGGCUACUCCCCGGGCACCCAUUUUCGUGCACAGCAGAGAGCUCCCAACUCGCGCUUUCACUCCACACAACAGCCUCCGCGCCAUGGCAACCGACGAACGAAUGCCGCUGGUGGGGCCUGACGGCGCGGCGAAGGAAGCAGCGCCUCUACAGCCUAACUCAAGCCCAAUAAGUCUUCGAGGCACUGUCAAAGUGCUUGUCGGAGCCACCUUACUGUACGUGGCGGCCUUGGCAGGCGCGCGUACAUUCCCACGCGGCGUCAAGGGACGCGUAUCGCCGCUUUCGCCGUACAAGGGGUUCGAUGUCAACGAGAGCUCGGUGGAGGGGGCGAGGUUGAGAUUGGAUGAGAUUGACGGGACGACCUUGGCUCCAGCUCACGUGACGACCGCGGAGUGCACUGGGGAUACGAGCAAACCGGCGGUGAAAGGGUUCGAUCUUGUGGCAUAUCGAUCCCUCCAACCCGGCACACACGGGGUCCGCGGUUUGUGGGAAUUUUCGGUACAAUACGGCCAAGGAUAUACUUUCCUGUUUUCGACACUCGAAAACCAGCUAGAAUUUGAGAGCGAUCCAGAGAAAUACCUCCCCGCUUGGGGCGGCUUCUGCAGCUUCGGAAUCAGCCACGAGGACAUUUGGGGUCCUGACGUCCUCGGGCCGCCUUCCAACCCGGAUAUCUGGUUGAUCGAGGAUGAUCGGCUGUACUUGUUCCGGAGCGAAACACCAUACGACAAGUUCAAGGACGACAAGGCGCGGUACAUCAAGCACGGGAACCAAGUGUGGACAGAAUGGUUCGGGGGGAACCCGUCCAAUGAGGGAACGGUGAUGACGCCCUUCAACACCGCCUGCUUUUGCAGCGAAGAGUCAUGCGCGGAUGGGUGACAGCCCAAACGAGUUUUAGAUGAGAGAAAGGACUACCCACCUUUUUUUUGCAGUCUCAACCUGUACGGUUUGAUUCUUUAGGUGGACAUCGUUGAUAGCCGGAACAUGUGGCGGAGACUUGCAGGGGAGGGGAAGCAAAUGAUUGGGCGCGUCGGUUUGACACCUCGCCGUUUGUAUCUAGUCGUGACAUUAUUUUCGGUGCGUGUGUCCGUGCACCCGAGUGUUGGUUACAAGUAGUUUUUUUUUCAAGAGAAGUGGCCCGAUAGGGACGCUUGUUGUUCUUAAAAAAAAACUGUUUAGAGGGGGGGGGCGGAAUGGGCUCAAGUAAGUCCGUCCGUGUGUCUGUCUGUCUGUCUGUCUG
Molecule: messenger RNA, 1248 nt
Organism: Ectocarpus sp. CCAP 1310/34
Lineage: Eukaryota; Phaeophyceae; Ectocarpales; Ectocarpaceae
Source: the annotation of a GenBank genome assembly